Hemibagrus wyckioides is the source of this 2494-nucleotide messenger RNA. It is a transcript of the gene slc18b1, whose product is annotated as solute carrier family 18 member B1. Gene Ontology annotation, biological process: transmembrane transport. Bases 237 to 1559 code for a protein of 440 amino acids. NCBI's taxonomy places the organism in Eukaryota, Metazoa, Chordata, Actinopteri, Siluriformes, Bagridae. The transcript has 14 exons. The record is from RefSeq and is a predicted model, not a curated record. Gene Ontology annotation, molecular function: transmembrane transporter activity.
UGCUUCAAGCUGCCAGGAAGGACUCGAAAUAGUAACUAAAAAACGUGUAGAUUAUGGGAGGCUGUGAUUAUCAAAUAAAGCCCGUUGGUCCUUGUGUCAUUAAAGGGGCGGGGAUUAUUUGUCGGAGUACGGGUUGGGUAUUCCCUCAGCAGUAGUUGAGUUCAGAGACAGACUGGCUACAGUGUUAACACAGAGCUGUGGGUUAUUUACACAGAGACACACACGACGGUACAGACAUGUCUCUCUCAAAGAUGAAUCGACAACAACUGUUUACUUUAAUUGCGAUGGCGUCCAUAAACUUCAGCUCAAUGAUCUGCUAUUCAAUAUUAGGACCAUUUUUCCCACCUGAGGCAGAGAGAAAAGGAGUGAGCCAGGCAGUAAUUGGGUUAAUAUUUGGAUGCUAUGCCUUCUUCACUUUGGUUGGAUCACUGAUCUUGGGGAAAUAUAUUGUGCAAAUCGGAGCUAAAUGUAUGAUAAUUGCAGGCCUGUUAAUUUCAGGCUUAAGUACUAUAGUCUUUGGAUUCCUAGACAGAGCUCCUGAUGGAACAGUCUUCAUAGUGCUCUGUUUUGUCAUAAGGUCUGUAAAUGCAGUGGGCUUUGCUGGCGCCGUAACAUCCUCUUUUGCCGUAUCAGCAAAAGUGUUUCCUGACAAUAUAGCAACAAUACUGGGGUUUAUUGAGAUCUUUACAGGAAUGGGUCUCAUACUGGGACCACCUUUGGGUGGAUGGAUAUAUCAUGCAUUUGGAUAUGAAAUUCCGUUCAUUGCUUUGGGAAGUGUUCUGAUUUUGACCGUUCCCCUAAUCAUGUGGAUUUUACCAAAUUUUGAUGCAGUUGCCUCACAGGGUUCCUUCUUCAAACUGUGCUCACGAUUGAAGAUGAUGCUCAUUUGCUUUGUGGUGUUCACGCUGAGCUCAGGAAUCGGCUUUUUGGAUGCAACUCUGUCAAUAUUUGCCAUGGAAGCGUUUGGCCUGAGUGCUGAAUCUGUGGGGCUGCUGAUGGUUGCAGUUUCAUUACCCUACGGUGCUGCAUCCCCUAUCCUUGGGAUAAUGAGUGAUAAGUAUCCAUUCAUCAGAAGGUGGAUGAUGGCGGUAGGAGGAAUGGCAACAGCAGUUGGCUUUUCUUUACUCGGUCCUGUUCCUGUCUUUCAUAUUAAGAAUGAGUUUUGGCUAACUGUCGUCAUGCUGGUGGUCAUCGGGUUUUCUCUGUGUAUGACCUGUAUCCCUACCUUCACUGAGAUGCUCAUCUGUGCACAUGAAAAUGGAUUUGAGGACAGCUUAAGCACGCUGGGUUUAGUAUCAGGACUGUUUUCGGCUGUGUGGUCAGCAGGGAUGUUCUUCGGGCCCACUGUUGGUGGAUUUAUGACACAGAAACUGAAUUUUGAAUGGGGUGCAGGUUUUCAAGGAGGAAUCACCUUUAUUGCUGCAUUUCUACUAAUGUUAUUUUUAACCAAAGAAGAAAUCUACAAGCCAAGAUUUAAAAAAUACAAGAUGGCUGAAUGCAUAUUGUACACAGGAGAAAAAUCCCCUCUUCUCUGCUCAUCGUCAGAAACUUCUGUUUGAUAUGUACUCAUACAUCUGACCAAACUGAAGGUAUUUUGUGCAUUGGCACGUCACUACGUGGAAAACAUAAUGUCCGAGACGAAGAAACCGAAUUCUAACUAAUAAUAGUUGUGUUAAGAAAACACAGAAAAUGUCUGCUUUAGAAUCUAACUUGGGAAUAGUCCCCAGAUCUGUGAUGGACAAUCAGGUGCUAUUCAUUUAUAAAACAAGUUUAUUUUAUUUGAAAUUUAUUGGGACUCCAAAAGCUACACUCACUGUCCACUUUUAUUAGGAAAACCUGUACGUUCAGACGGUCAUCUAAUCAGACAAACAUGUGGCAGCAGCACAAUGCAUAACUUCAUGCAGAAACAGGUCAAAAGCUUCAGUUCAGUUCAGAAAAAUGUGAUCUCAUUGACUGUGAUCAAUUUGUAAUUACCAAAUGGAUGGAUUUUGGGUAUUUCAGAUUGGGUAUUAAAUUGCUUAUCUCUCGGGAUCGACAGUUUACACAGAACAGUGCAAAACACAUCCUGUGGCUGAAAUGCCUUGUUGAACUGCGAGAUCAGAGGAGAAUGUCCAGACUGGUCAGAGCUGUCCAGUCUGGGUGAGUCUGUGCCCAUGUGCCUCAGAUUCCUGUUCUUAGCUGACAUGAGUAGAUCCUGGUGUGGUCUUCUGCUGCUGUAGCUCAUCCACCUCAAUGUUUAAUAUUUUGUGAAUGCUGAGAUGCUUUUCUGCUCAAAGAGUGAUUUAUAUGAGUUAUGUUUUCUUCCUAUGACAGAUUUUCCUCUGACCCAAGAUGUUUCCACUGAUAGAAAUGUCCAUCACUUUAUUGUUCACGUGACCUUUUCAUUCUUCACACCAUUCUAUGUAAACUCUAGAUCCCUCAGCAAUUUUUAAGUACUGAAAUCAGGCACUUUUUUCUCCAUUAUGAUGUUUGCUGUGAACAUUAACUGAAGCUC